Quercus lobata is the source of this 762-nucleotide messenger RNA. Its product is annotated as Ribosomal protein L7Ae/L30e/S12e/Gadd45 family protein. Bases 156 to 581 code for a protein of 141 amino acids. Gene Ontology annotation, cellular component: ribosome. The record is from RefSeq and is a predicted model, not a curated record. The transcript has 5 exons. NCBI's taxonomy places the organism in Eukaryota, Viridiplantae, Streptophyta, Magnoliopsida, Fagales, Fagaceae. Gene Ontology annotation, molecular function: structural constituent of ribosome. Gene Ontology annotation, biological process: translation.
UAAAAUACGUCGUUUAUCAAAUCCUUUCAUUUCGCUUCUCUUUUGUCGCCAAAACACACACCCUUUUGCUUGCUGCUUCGGCUGCCGCUGCUGCCGCGUCCUCAUCUUCUUCUUCUUCUUCAAGGAACUUUAAAGAGUAUUUUUACGCAUCGACAAUGUCAGGUGAAGAGGUUGCUGUUCCAGCUGAGGCACCAGCUGCAGCUCCUCUAGGGGAGGCCAUGGACAUCAUGACUGCCUUACAGGUUGUGCUUAGAAAAUCACUUGCUCAUGGGGGGCUUGCUCGAGGCCUUCAUGAAGGUGCAAAAGUUAUCGAGAAGCAUGCUGCCCAACUUUGUGUACUGGCAGAGGACUGCAACCAGCCCGAUUAUGUUAAACUGGUUAAAGGACUUUGUGCUGACCACAACGUAAGCUUGAUGACAGUCCCAAGUGCAAAGACCCUUGGCGAGUGGGCUGGUUUGUGCAAGAUUGAUUCUGAGGGAAAGGCUAGGAAGGUAGUUGGCUGCUCUUGUGUUGUUGUGAAGGAUUUUGGGGAGGUUCAUGAAGCUCUUCAUAUUGUUCAGGAGCAUGUCAAGUCUCACUGAGUAACUUAAGAAAAUUUGAUUUGAUGUGAUGUUUUAUCCAUAGAGACCUUACUUUUUGUCCAUUUGGUGGAAUCUCACUAGGAGUUUUUGUUGAGUGUUUACUAGUUUAUAACUUGAAUGGUUCUCAUUAUUUUCUUUUGAACACUUUAAUAUAUGCUCUACUUUCCCCCGUUUUGCUUAA